UGACAAAACAUCAAAAUGAAAGGUCGAGGAACAAACAGAGUGUUUGUGCCUCACAUUCCAUUUGAUUUUGUGAUUGAACAAGCUUUCCCAAGAGUGAAGCCAGCACUUGAUGACGAAGCUUUUACCCAGGCUCUAAUAAAACGAAACCAAGACUUGAACGUGACUUAGGAAGAGCAAGCGUCAAUACUGUCGUUCGUGACUAAAAUAUGCAAUGCAGUCGAUUCCAUCAUUGUAUCACAGCCUGCUGGGUUUGAUAUUCAAGUUGAUGAAUGCAGACAAGUCGGAGACUUCAAGAAAGGAACAAUGACAAAAGGCAACAACGUAGCUGAAGUUGUCAUUAUUCUGAAAACUUUACCAACGAAAGAGAUUGUCAAACAAUUAGCAGAAAAGAUUAUUGAAACAGUGAAGAAGGGAGAGGAUUCUGAAAUCACACUUACAAUGACCGAAACAGAGAAUGGAUUUGAGCUCGUUGAUGGUCAGGAUAAAGUCUCAGUGGGGAUUGCAAUUCCCCCAGGAAACAUGAGAAAGCUGGAUUCCUCAACUCAUAUGAGUCACAAGAUACUGCAAUCAUCUCUCGCUGCUAUUCGUCAUGUCAGAUGGUUCGAGGAAAAUGCUUUUCAUUCAAGCACCAAGAUGUUCAUUCGUCUCCUGAAAGAUCUCCGAUCAAGAUUUGCGGGGCUCGAGCCUUUGACAAUGUGGAUAAUAGACUUGCUAGCUCACCAUGCGAUCAUGAAUACGCCAAGCAGGCAACCUUUGCCUAUCAAUGCAGCUUUCAGGCGAUGUCUUCAACUUCUCUCUUCUGGUUUCUUCCUUCCUGGUUCAGCAGGAAUCGUUGACCCAUGUGAAAGUGGAAAUGUCAGAGUUCAUACAGUAAUGAAUUUGGAACAACAAGAUAUGGUAUGUUACACUGCCCAGACUCUGCUCAGAGUUCUAGCUCACGGAGGUUUUUGAGCAAUUUUGGGACUGGAAGGAGAAACAACGAUCACGACUGCGAUGUCUGUGUGGGAUGGAGUUGUAGUGACACCUAGUGAUAGAGCGUAUGAGAAAGCGCCGGAGAAAGACGCAGAUUCUGAAGCGAUGGAUACAUCACAAACAUCGUAAAUGCUAGAUUUCAAGAUGGGAGCUAGAGAUUUGGAAAUAUUUUCUGGAAAUAGUCUUAUUUUUUUGAAAAUGGGAUUUCGAAGCAAAUUUUCUGAUUUAUUUUCUCAAUUUUGAUUGGUUCAAGUUAGAAGGCUGGGCAGUAACCUAGCUAACCUAAACAGAAUUAAAGAUACAAAUCUUCAAAUAUUUUUCUAUUCAGGAAAAUUCUGAUUUCGUACAAUUUGUGUGAAAUAGUGUCUUUGUAUACAAUUGGACAUUAUUAUAAUUGACUGGCCAUUUUUCCAAUAUCUGAUGAUUUCAGAAUCUAAAAUUGAAUAUAUUUUUUUAAUCGAAUCUCGAACACUUGGACAAUAUAUAGCUUUGACUGGUUUAUUGUAAUGGGUCCUCCAGACACACACUCUAUCACUCAGGCAGUUUGCUGAGUGUUAACACACAAUAAGAAACAUGUGUCAUGUUACUCGGAAGAAAAGAUUCACAUGUCAGAAUUGUAUUUUUAAUAUUUUGUUACGAAUUUGUCCUUUGGACGGUCAAAAAAACAAUAUGGCGGCGAUUAAAAAUUCCUGUCUAAGCCGCUUCGAAUAAUAUACUAUUCGAUUUGAAAUGCUCAGCCCUAAUUAUAAUCCAACGAAGCUUUAAAAAUCUGUGCUUGUGAAACACUUUACUGGUCAGGUAUUCUCAUAUUUCAUCUGAACAGGUAGUCCCCUGGCCUAGUCGAGGUUCUGGUGAAUAGGCAUCGAUAACAAUAUGAUUUCAAAUAAAAAUAGUCUUGGUUUCGAGAC
Messenger RNA from Styela clava, 1880 nucleotides. NCBI's taxonomy places the organism in Eukaryota, Metazoa, Chordata, Ascidiacea, Stolidobranchia, Styelidae. The record is from RefSeq and is a predicted model, not a curated record.